AUGUCUUAUGUCGAUCAACCAACCUCCCCUGGCGCAGUUAUGGGGAGGAGGCUCACGAACAGGAAUACAAAUCGCUAUAGUGUUACCGCCCUUUUCAGCAUGGCCGCAGAGCAGGAUGUUGAAGUGGAGGAUGACCUUGCUCGAGCACAAAAACGCCUUCGUGACCUCAAGAGCAAAAUAUCCGCCCAGUCCAAGAAAAAUUUUGUGCUCGAGCGUGACGUCCGUUACCUUGACUCUCGCAUCGCUCUCCUUAUUCAGAAUCGUAUGGCCGCUGAUGAGCAACGUGAAGUGGAACGGACGCUGGAAGAAGUUGAUCCAACCGAAGGCCAUUACCCCGAUGAUCGAAAAUUGCAACAAUACUCCAACCUAUUCUUCCUUCUUCAGUCUGAACCCCGUCACAUUGCUGCACUAUGUCGACUUGUCAGCUUGUCAGAGAUCGACACUCUCUUGCAGACGGUCAUGUUCACGCUAUAUGGAAAUCAAUACGAGAGUCGUGAGGAGCAUCUUCUUUUAACGAUGUUCCAGUCAGUGUUGUCUGCGCAAUUUGAGACAGCAACCGAGUUUGGGUCGCUGCUGCGUGCUAACACUCCUGUGUCCCGAAUGAUGACUACUUACACCCGACGAGGUCCUGGGCAAAGUUAUCUCAAGGGGGUAUUGGCAGAACGCAUCAAUAGCUUGAUAGAACACAAAGACUUGAACCUUGAAAUCAAUCCUGUAAAGGUGUACGAGCAAAUGAUAAACCAAAUAGAAGAAGAAACAGGUACACUACCGCCCAACCUACCUCGCGGAGUACCUCCAGAGGUCGCCGCCGAGAACGCCGAUGUUCAAGCUAUCAUUGCACCACGGCUUACUAUGCUAAUGGAAAUCGCGAAUAGCUUCCUCGUAACCAUAAUAGAAAGUAUGGAAAGUGUGCCGUAUGGUAUUCGAUGGAUCUGCAAGCAGAUCCGAAGUUUGACUCGGCGAAAGUAUCCUGAGGCAACUGAUUACGCUAUUUGCUCAUUAAUUGGAGGCUUCUUCUUUCUACGGUUCAUCAAUCCUGCUAUUGUCACCCCCCAAGCAUACAUGCUCGUUGAAGGCGUCCCAGCUAAACACCCUCGCCGAACACUGACCCUGAUUGCGAAGAUGCUGCAGAACCUUGCGAACAAGCCCUCGUAUGCGAAGGAGAUCUACAUGAUCACUCUGAACCCCUUUGUAGAAAAUAAUAAAGCACGGAUCAACCAAUUCCUCAACAGUCUCUGCGAGGUUGGGGAUUUCUAUGAGACUCUUGAAAUGGACCAAUACAUGGCUCUAUCCAAGAAAGACCUCAUGAUCCACAUCACCAUGAACGAGCUGUACAACACCCACUCUUUGAUUUUACAGCAUGUGGAAACUCUCUCCCCAAACGACAAGCAGCAUCUACGUAUCUUAACUGAUGAACUCGGACCCGCUCCAUCACAAGUUCCACGAAAGGAGAACCGUGCCAUCGAGCUGAAUCUGUACAGCCGCUGGGAAACACCUGUACAGGAUAUCCAGAGUGCACUGAUGGACUCGGUAUCAACGAGCGACAUGCUGUACAUGGAAACCAAGUCUAUUCUUGUACAACUCAUCCGUUCUAUACCCCACACUGCCGAGAAGCGGCCGUACAACCUGGCUGCGAUUGCUGAACGGGCAGCUACGACGAAGGAUGCAACGCUUGUGCGCAAAGGCAUUAAAGUCAAGGAGAUGCUUCGUGAAUUGGAGGAGCAAAAUAUCAUCGAGGCGGCAGAUGGCUAUAAGCUCAUGCAGGAUGAGGUUGCUGCUGAGCUCGCUCACCUUGGUAAUCUGCGGGAGAAGGUGGUAUUAGAAACGAAGUCGUUGGAAGCGGUUUACAAAACGAUCUGCGACCACAAUGCUUACCUGCGCUCACAGCUUGAGCAAUACAAGGCGUAUCUCCAGAAUGUUCGUCUGACUGCGUCGAAAGACAAGGGCAGUACGACUGGAGUGGGUGUUGUCACGGUUGGAGGCAAAGAGAGGAAGCCAUCGAAGUCGGCGGUUCUUGGCCCGUAUCGCUUUACGCAUGCGCAACUCGAGAAGGAAGGGAUCAUUGUGGAGAGUAAUGUUCCUGAUAACCGUCGACCCAACAUUUACUUCAACAUAACAUCACCCACGCCUGGGACGUUCAUCAUUUCAUUGCACUACAAGGGUCGGGAGAAAGCCAUCCUUGAAAUGGAUCUAAAGAUUGACGACCUGUUGGAGAAGCAAAAAGACAACAAACACUUACUGGAUUUAGAGUACGUUCAGCUGAACGUACCGAAGGUCCUAGCCCUGCUGAAAAAGGUGUUUGCCAAGCGGUGA
This is a messenger RNA of Suillus subalutaceus, 2313 nucleotides long. RefSeq names its product Rho GTPase activation protein. The transcript has 10 exons. Bases 1 to 2313 code for a protein of 770 amino acids. Gene Ontology annotation, biological process: regulation of actin cytoskeleton organization; regulation of GTPase activity. Gene Ontology annotation, cellular component: cell cortex. Lineage: Eukaryota; Fungi; Basidiomycota; Agaricomycetes; Boletales; Suillaceae. Gene Ontology annotation, molecular function: GTPase activator activity; protein binding. The record is from RefSeq and is a predicted model, not a curated record.